CGUGAAUUUCCUUCUCUACGUUCUUCUUCCACUGGGCUUCUGUUGGUUCUCUCCCCUUGUUCUUCAUUCAGUGGUCUUGUUGGUUGGUGCAGUUCUUCCACAGCCCAGAAACGUAGAUGAACCCCAUGGACUCGCAGACCCAGAACACCUCGUUGCAGAGGCUUCAAAAUGUGGAGAAAAGAAUCGUUAAGGUUUUGGAGCUAGCUGGAGGUGUCAUGGACGAGCUUGCAAACCCUAGUGGUCCCAGAAAGGAGUUUAUCAACAACCAUUGCCGCGAGUUCAUGCAAUUGAUCAAGGAUAUUCAAGUGGCACUGCGGGAUGAAAUUAAAAGUGCAUGUGAUUACCGUCCGUUUGAGAAGUGUGAUUACAGUUCAAGAGUAGCUAAUGAAAUCUGUUGCAAGAAACUGGAAUAUGUCAUGUCACAGUUGGAUGCAAUGAAAGAAACAAUGGAUGAAUAUCAUAAUGCAGUUUGAAGAUCCAUGGUAGACAAGUUAAGUCCAUUCUCAUCAGCAUUCCACCUUUUUGGAAUAUAAUGCUUUUGCAAGCAUAUAGUUUUUAGAAUCUGGAAAAGGAGUUAUCACUCUGCUUCUGUCAUACGAUCCUAUGUUCAUUUUACCAGAUUGCGGGAAGGAGAGAGAGAGAAACUGGGAUUUUGAAACAAAAAUGGGCAGAUGUUGUUCUAGAUUCCCAUUAUCUAGCUUUUAAGGUUCAUUCUUAGUAGAUGCACAUGUUCUAAGAACGUUUUUUGGAUUGUAUAUACUUAACUUGGGCUAUA
Prunus mume (Japanese apricot) is the source of this 775-nucleotide messenger RNA. Its product is annotated as mediator of RNA polymerase II transcription subunit 11. Gene Ontology annotation, cellular component: mediator complex. Lineage: Eukaryota; Viridiplantae; Streptophyta; Magnoliopsida; Rosales; Rosaceae. Gene Ontology annotation, molecular function: transcription coregulator activity. Gene Ontology annotation, biological process: regulation of transcription by RNA polymerase II. The record is from RefSeq and is a predicted model, not a curated record.